GUGACAUCAAAAUGACGUUUCCCGUUUAAAAGCUUUUAACUAAAUUCCUGCCUGUCAGAUGUAGGCCCCAUUUUGAGCGAGGAGCUGCCUUCCAGGAGCCGGGCUCCUGCAGCGUGCAGGCCCCGGGCGGCCGGCGAGCACGCUCUUUAACCCCGCAGGUGCCUCCGGCAUGGCCGCGGCCGAGGUGCCCGGCUACCUCGCGUCCCCGCAGGCGGAGAAGCACCGGCGGGCCCGCAACUGGACAGACGCCGAGAUGCGCGGCCUCAUGCUCGUCUGGGAGGAGUUCUUCGAGGAGCUGAAGCAGACCAAGCGCAACGCCAAGGUGUAUGAGCGGAUGGCCAGCAGGCUGCUGGAGAUGACGGGCGAGCGCCGGCUGGGUGAGGAGAUCAAAAUCAAGAUCACCAACAUGACCUUCCAGUACAGGAAAUUAAAAUGCAUGACAGAUAGCGAGUCCGUCCCGCCCGACUGGCCCUAUUACCUAGCCAUUGAUAGGAUUCUGGCCAAGGUCCCUGAGUCCUGUGAUGGCAAAGUGCCGGACGGCCAGCAGCCGGGGCCGUCCACGUCCCAGACCGAGGCGUCCCUGUCGCCGUCUGCUAAGUCCACCCCUCUGUACUUACCGUAUAACCAGUGCUCCUACGAAGGCCGCUUCCAGGACGAUGGCUCCGACAGCUCCUCCAGCUUACUGUCCCUUAAGUUCAGGUCGGACGAGCGGCCCGUGAAGAAACGCAAGGGGCAGGGCUGCCACUUCCAGAGGAAGAAGCUGCGGCUGUUGGAAGCCAUGCUGGAGGAGCAGCGCCGACUGGGCCGCGCCAUGGAGGACACCUGCCGCGAGGUGCGCCGCGUGCUGGACCAGCAGAACAUCCUGCAGGUGCAGGGCCUGCAGCUGCAGGAACGCAUGAUGGGCCUGCUCGAGAAGAUCAUCGCCAAGGCCGGCGUCUAGGCCGCCGCUGGCGCUGGCGGGGCUCUGCUGGCACACGCCCCCUCGGCCCGCCCGCCUGCCCCCUCACAGCCCUGGCUGCCCUGGGGGAAACUUCCUUCCAAGGGGCUCUCGAGUCCCCGCCUGCAGCAUUAAAGCCCCGCCUUGGGCUCAGGGCCAGCACUCCAGGGUUAACUCCGGGUUGUUCCCCGUGGGAACAUCCCAGAACCUGCUCUCCAGCACCCUCACUCUUGAUGGUACUUGAAACAGCUCUGGAUGCUAAACGUGUAAUUUCCAUCACUCCCUGAUAGCAGAGCCCACGGGCGCAGGCCUGGAGGGAGGCAGCAGGUCGGUCAAUCUGAGAGCAAGGCAGGUGGAGAGAGCUCCGAGGCAGGUCUUUCCCUUGCCUGAGCCUGCUGCAUCUGUCCUUGGACAGCUUCUGUCCCCGGGGCAGACCCCAGGGUCCGCACCGCGUUCCUCCCCCGGAGACGCCAGGUGUCCCAAGUCCUCCUCUGUAACAACACUCAUAAAAGCGAAGGCCCCGUUCAAUUGUCCAGCCCAGGGAUGUGGGGGGAUGAGAUGGAGGCCUGGCCCUGGGGAGACAAGCCAGUGAGUAGAGAAGGGAGGUCAGAGCAGGUUGUGAAAGUGCCCGGAGGGCGGGGCUGCCCGCAGGAUGCAGACCCGGAGGGGUCAGCCGCAGACACGCACAGCUGGGGGGCGUGGCACCCGGAGCAGCGACCGCGUGGGAGGCCUGCGCUCCCCAAGCCCGGGGAGCGCUCCGGCCAGGAAGGUCUCGGCAGCCACACUCAGAACCCCAUCUGGGAGGGAGAGGAGCUGGGGUGCGGGGGUGGAGCCUUUCCAGAAGCCCUUACCCCCCCGCCCCCCGCCGGCGUCACAUCAGCUGCUGGGCUUCCGGUCCAGGCUGCAGAGGACAGCGGUGCAGGUGCAGCUGGAAGAAGCGGUCCAGCAGAGUCGUGAGUUGUCUUCUGGGUAUGACGGGGACCUGAGCCUGGGACACAGCUGCUUGGCAGCUCCAGGGAAGCUGUUUGGAAGAGGUGGGGAGAGGCCACUGCUCAUGUGACUUUGGUAGGGCGUCCAUGCUGUCAGGGACACAUCCCAACAGAAGAUUACAGCUGGCCACCAAGAACAGACACCUCGACUCCUGGGUUUGGUGCUUUUCUCUGUAUGGGAAGAAUCUGGGCUUAUUAAAAUUCCCCCGAGAUACACAACAACCUGUCCACGGGCCUGUUUGUCCAGAGCACAGGACACCCGUUGUCCUCACGGCCUCGGUUUGGAGGCUGAGGGCUUCAUCCUGUCCCUGCCUUGAUUCCUCUUAGGGUGCACAGUCAGUGACGGCCACGGGCCCACCCUGUAUAAGGGGGCGGUGAGCAGAAACACCCUUUUGUUCUUUGUUCUACAUGGAAUGUCGAAUUCGCCCUGGAUGAGCGAGUUG
Molecule: messenger RNA, 2369 nt
Organism: Camelus dromedarius (Arabian camel)
Lineage: Eukaryota; Metazoa; Chordata; Mammalia; Artiodactyla; Camelidae
Gene: MSANTD1
Product: Myb/SANT DNA binding domain containing 1
Exons: 3
Coding region: 170-940 (256 amino acids)
Biological process (GO): positive regulation of DNA-templated transcription
Cellular component (GO): nuclear body
Source: RefSeq, a predicted model, not a curated record